Molecule: messenger RNA, 2823 nt
Organism: Naegleria fowleri
Lineage: Eukaryota; Heterolobosea; Eutetramitea; Acrasida; Naegleriidae
Exons: 1
Coding region: 1-2823 (940 amino acids)
Biological process (GO): protein peptidyl-prolyl isomerization; protein folding
Molecular function (GO): protein binding; peptidyl-prolyl cis-trans isomerase activity
Source: RefSeq, a predicted model, not a curated record
AUGAAACGAAAAACAAAGAAGGAAGAAGACUCAUCAUCAUCGGAAAGUGAAGACGAUGAUAGCAGCUCGUCUUCUUCAUCCUACUAUUCAUCAUCGGAUGAUGAACAACAAGUUAAAAAGAGAAAAGCUGAAAAGCAGAAUGCUCAACAAAUGCCCGUUCCAACAGUAGGAGGAGCUGUCGAAGAGAAUGAAAACAAUGACGAAGAGGAAGAUGAUUACGGGCCAAUGAUACCAAAUAAUUUCCAGAAUAAUAAUGUGGAAGCACAACAACCCCAAGAUAAAAUUCAAAACAAUAUUACAAAUCAAGAUAAUACGGAAGAAGAUGACGAUGAGGAUUAUGGCCCAGUAAUACCAACCGGCUUACCAAGCAACAAUAAUUCGCUUAGCUCUUCUCAUCAUGACGUUGUGCAUCCAAUUUCGGAAAAAACAGAGUCAACACAAAAUUUAAAAUUUGAACAGGCAGCAUGUACAACAGCUGUGAAAUCACAACAGCUUUCAAAAGAAGAAAAAAUUGAUCAAUUGCAUUUACAACAACUUCCUGAAGGACUAAUGUACGAAUGGUCUUAUAUGCACCGAGAUUAUAUUUGCUUUGUAUUAGUGGCACCUCCAGCAAAAGCUACUGCAAUUGGAUCAUCACAAAGUUCUUGCUUUUUUAUUGUUACCAUGUCGAAAGAUGGUCAUGUAAAAUUUUGGAGAAAGACAAUGGAUAAUAUUGAAUUUGUGAAACAUUUUGUGGCACACAAAACUUCAGCAAUGGGCCCUCUAAAAUAUGGUACCAUGUCAUCAGAUGGCCUUUUGUGUGCUAGCAUGUCUAGAUACGACUUGAAGAUUUAUGAUGUGACAAACUUUGACAUGAUCAAUGUGUUUAGUUUCUCCAAAGACGUUUCAGAUUCAUCAGAAAAUAUCUCUUACUCAUCGUCGUCGAACGAUGCAAAAUCAUCAAAACGUGAAUUGCACAUGUGCUGCUUUGCUUCUAAAAAACAAGGCAGUGCCAAAGAAACUCUUCUUGGUGUUUAUUUUGAGGAUGGAGCCAUUGAGUUUUAUGAUCCCAUUGAUCCAGACUCAUCAAUGAAGCCUCCCGUUUACAAAUAUAAUGUUUCUGGAUCUGUGAUGAUUCAUCGAGCACCAGUUACAUGUUGCAAAUAUAAUUCUGUAUUUGGAGUGAUGAUUAGUUGCGACGAGAAAGGCAUAGUUGAAUAUUGGAAUCCACAUACUGGGAAAUUUCCAACUCUAGAAGAAAGCUCCAACUACAUGAAUUUGCCAAAAGGUCACUCGAGUAAUUUAUUCACAUUCAAAUACAAGUCUGAAACAUCUCUCUUUGAGUUAGCUAAGGCCAAAACGUAUGCGGUCAGCAUUGACAUUUCUGAGGAUGGCAAGAAGUUUGCUGUCUUGUGCCGAGAUGGCCAUGUUCGAGUGUUCAAUUUCCUCUCAGGAAAGCUCAUUAAGGAUUACGAUGAAACGCUACAAUUUCAAGAAAAUCUACAAAAAGCAGCCACCAAUCCAAAUUUCCUUCGCCACUUGGAGGAAGUUGCAACAUCUUCUCCAGAAACAUCUCAGUUACCACCUGAUGAAAUUACAAAAUCUAAAGAUUUAUUAACAAAAUUGAGGCAAGAAACAACAGAUAUAGAAAUGUAUGCUUUGGAAAACUUUGAUUUUGGUCGACGAGUUGCUAUUGAACAUGAAAUUGAGCAAUUGAUUGAUAGCAAACACUCAUCGAACAAAUCAACAGCGAACUCAUCUCUACGCGAUUAUCAUGUCACUCCCAACAUUCUUUUUGACGAAAGUUCUAGCUUUAUCAUUUAUCCAACAAUAUUUGGAAUCAAAAUUAGAAAUUUGAGAACCGAUCAUGUAGAUAGAUUACUAGGAAAAGUUGAAAGCACUGAACGAUUUCUUCAUAUUGGACUCUUCCAAGCCAUUAUCAAAAUGUCAAGAGCAGAGCUUUCAAAAAUUAACAACGCUAAGAAAACAGAAGGAUCUGCAGUUUCGCAAAUAUUCACCAUGACAGAUUCCAAUGAUGACUCCAAUGCUCCAAAACUUGAAUAUUUCGAUCCCACUCUAUUCUGUUCUGCCUACAAGAAGAACCGUUUCUAUCUAUUCACCAAACGAGAGCCCUCCGAAGAUGAAGAGUUGACUGGCUCCGUUCACAAACGAUAUGCUUACAUUAAUUCUAGUGUCACCUUUGGCAGAGACAUUUUCAACGAGAAGCCAUCGAAAGAAGAAAUGGAAAUUGCAAAUGCCAUUGGAGAGGCAUCUUCAUCUGUGGCAAGCAAGCAAAAGGUCGGAAAGAUGGCCAAAAUUGCAACCAUUCACACCUCCUUUGGAGACAUACAAGUUCGAUUAUUCCCUGAUGUUUGUCCAAAAGCAGUCGAAAAUUUUACACAACUCUCCCUGAAUGGAUACUACGAUGGUUGUAUCUUCCAUCGUGUCAUUAAGAACUUUAUGAUUCAAACUGGUGAUAAUGAUAAUCGUGACGGAACAGGAGGAACCUCAAUAUUCGGUAAAGAAUUCGAAGAUGAAUUUUCUCCAAGUUUGAGGCACGAUCGUCCAGGAAAACUUUCCAUGGCAAAUUGUGGACCCAAUACGAAUAGUUCUCAAUUCUUUAUCACCACUGUGCCAACACCAUGGCUUGAUGAUAAGCAUACACUCUUUGGAGAAGUCAUUAAAGGAAUGGAAGUGGUUCACUCGAUUGAGAAUGUUCCAACCGAUGAGAAUGAUCGACCAAUUGUGAAGAAUGUGAAUGCACCCAACAUGCAAAACAAAAGAAAGAAGAAGAAUUUGUUAGACAUUGUGAUUUCGAAUAUUGAUAUUGAUGAAUUUUUGUAA